CAUUGGUUCGGCGGGAUCAACCUCCGCAAUGAUAGUUCAGCAAUCAGGGAUUCGUGUGGAAAAAGCUGAAUUGAGAUGGAGGGCAUUCGAACAUGAAGAUAAAUACCAGACAUGGAUCAUCUCAUUCCAUCUUUGAUUGAACAAUCGGCGGUGGUGGAGCGUCUUACUUCUGCAUUUAUCUUCGACAACCGCGGGACAUCCCAAGAACAGUACAACCCAGUACAACCGCCACCGGGAGACAAAAUUAACGUCAACGCACAGAAGCUUGUGUUGAAAGGCCUGAACAAUGAACCGUCACAAAUCCGAAGUAGCCCCUCCCUCUCGGCAGUUCCCAUUUCAAAUUUGGAAUUUUCCAGUUCUAAAGCUGGUCAGUACACGGGGUGGGCUUUACAAGCACUGGUCCUGAUUCGGAGGUUAGCAGAUAUCUUUACUGAACUCCUGAGUGGCGAAAAUACGAAUAAACUGAACGUCCAAUCAACAAAUGACACCUUUAAGAACACGACCGGGGGUAAAGUAUGCGUGAAAGUUCAAAGCUCGAUAUGGGUUGUACACUGGUCCAAGAACGGUUCCGGUGCUGGCCCAACACCAUGA
This is a messenger RNA of Lentinula edodes (shiitake mushroom), 591 nucleotides long. RefSeq lists its product as uncharacterized. Bases 112 to 591 code for a protein of 159 amino acids. The record is from RefSeq and is a predicted model, not a curated record. The transcript has 3 exons. Lineage: Eukaryota; Fungi; Basidiomycota; Agaricomycetes; Agaricales; Omphalotaceae.